AACAGCACCCUUCUUUCUCAAAUAAACUCAAUCGCCCAGCUCCACUAUAGCAGCCUCCCUACGCACGGCUGCCCACCACUGCUUCCAGCCUUCGCCGUUACCGGAGAGAACGCCGUCAGCCACCGACUGCCGUCCUCGCACUCAGCCCAGCGACACUACUCCGACGUUGCAGCACCACGCAAACCCACCGCUCAACACUCGCAAAACAGCUCGGGUUCACCGUCAGCCACUGCCGGUCACCGCGCCAGACCACGGAGCAGAACCCUUACCAACGUGACAGCAACCACCAACACCCACGCACGGCGGAGAGGAAAUCCAGCUUUUGCAAGGCCUCGGCAUAGGAUAUUGAAAAGGGGGUAGGGUGCAUCAAUAUAUUAAAUGGGAGAUCCUUCAUUUUUUGAUCGAAUGAUCAACAAUCUCUGUGCAACGUCCAAGUUUUAUACUGGUUAUCCAAAGGAUCUUGGGCCAUCACGGGUUAUUCAUUUUACAUCUGAACGUGAGUUCGUUCAGCUGCUUCAUGAAGGUCAUCCUGUAGUUGUUGCCUUUACGAUCAGGGGUAAUUACACAAAACACCUUGACAGAGUACUGGAGGAAGCUUCUGCCGAGUUUUAUCCACAUGUUAAAUUUAUGCGCGUCGAGUGUCCAAAAUAUCCUGGGUUCUGCAUAACACGGCAGAGGAAGGAAUAUCCAUUUAUCGAAAUUUUUCAUAGUCCGGCACAGGCUUCUAACCAGGGAAGGGUUGCUGAUCCAAAUGUUACAAAAUACUCUGUGAAGGUUCUACCUUUCAAUUAUGACCAGAGUGCCUAUGGAUUUAGAGAAUUCUUCAAGCGCCAUGGUAUACGGGCAUCAGAGGCAAAGUAAAAUCAGGGGAAUAGUAUUUUCCUGCAACUGAGAAGCUCAAACCCCUUGGAAGGCCACUAAGAAUUUCAUCGAUGACGCUUUUCUCCUGUAGAUUUGGCAAUUCAAAUUAAUGAGUCAGAUAUUGGGACAGAGUUUUAGGAUGAAAAAUCAGCUCUUUAAAUCAAGUGUCUUUUGCACAUUUUAUGUGAAAUUAAAUUUGAUAUAUUAACAAAAAUUUCAUUGAUAUGUAAAAUUGAUCCCCCUAUAGUGGAUUAGAGAAAUUUCUUUGAACUCAGUUUAUAAAA
Molecule: messenger RNA, 1145 nt
Organism: Alnus glutinosa
Lineage: Eukaryota; Viridiplantae; Streptophyta; Magnoliopsida; Fagales; Betulaceae
Exons: 8
Coding region: 379-861 (160 amino acids)
Source: RefSeq, a predicted model, not a curated record